Linum tenue is the source of this 212-nucleotide messenger RNA. NCBI's taxonomy places the organism in Eukaryota, Viridiplantae, Streptophyta, Magnoliopsida, Malpighiales, Linaceae. The record is from the annotation of a GenBank genome assembly.
AAAAUACCACACAAUACCAUACAAUACCACCCUGGUACGGGGUGGUAUUGUGUGGUAUACAAUGUUAAAAGUAGUAAAUUACAAUUAAUAUACUUCUACUAUCAUGUAUUCAACCAUCCUACAGUAUUGGUUUGUUCAUACCACCAUGGUACGUUUUUCAAAACAUAGGUAUGCUUUUAUUUCAAUACCAGUCAAUACCAUAUGGUAUAGGC